AUGUCAAAAACCAGCCUAAAACACAAGGUAGCCAUCAUCGGCUCAGGAAAUUGGGGAUCAACGAUCGGAAAAAUUGUCGCAGAAAAUGCUAAAGAACAUAAGAAGCUUUUCGAGACGACAAUUGUGAUGUGGGCUUUUGAAGAAGACGUUGAUGUCCCCAAUGACCCGGGGCUUUGGGAGAAGCUCGGCGCAGGACCGGUCAAACUAUCUCAUGCUAUAAAUACUGUGCAUCAAAACAUCAAAUACCUUCCCGGAGUGAGGCUCCCGGACAACCUAGUUGCCAACUCCAAUCUACAGGAUACAGUGAAAGAUGCCACCAUUCUCGUCUUCAACCUUCCCCACCAAUUUUUGUCGAUGACGUUGAGUCAAAUCAAUGGCUACCAUAGGCCCUAUGCCCGUGGUAUCUCUUGCAUCAAGGGUGUGGACGUGGCCGACGGAACUGUCACUUUGUACUCAGAAAUGGUCAUGGAGAAGCUACAAAUCUACUGUUGUGCGCUAUCCGGCGCGAAUAUUGCGCCUGAAGUCGUAGCAGAAAAAUUUUGCGAAACCACGAUUGGAUAUGACAGCCCUCCAAUGGACUACAAGGAACGGGAUGGCUCACCACGAGACAAUAGGGUCAAAGUGGAUGAACAGCGCCAAAGCAAUAGCAAGCCCACUCACAUCAAGCUAUCUCCUAUCCCCAAGGAGUACCCUCCUGUGGAGUCUUCUCUCUUGAAGACCCUGUUUGAACGCCCAUACUUCCAAGUCCAUGUCGUCAGAGAUGUUGCCGGAGUCGCGCUUGGCGGCGCACUCAAGAACAUAAUAGCUCUAGCAGCAGGCUUCGUCACGGGGAAGAAAUGGGGAGAGAAUACUAAAGCGGCCAUCGUUCGUAUUGGCGUCCUCGAGAUGGUGGAGUUUGGUCGUACGUGGUUCUCUAAAUCUGUGGAUGAGAGGACCUUUACUGAAGAAAGCGCUGGAAUGGCUGAUUUGAUUGCAUCCUGCAAUGCAGGCCGCAACUACCGGUCGGCCCUUCGCUCGGUGGAGAAAGGCGUCCCCAUUGAGGAAAUCGAGGAAACGGAAUUGGGUGGGCAAAAACUUCAAGGUAUAUCUACUGCUCGAGCAGUUCACGAAUUCUUGAGCAAGGAAGGAAAGCUCGACAAGUUCCCGCUUUUUGCAUCAGUUUAUGAGAUCAUCGAAAAUCAUCAAAGUGUAGAGAAGCUUCCAAGUUUAUUGAGAAAGGAUCCAAAAGCUCAGAACUAG
This is a messenger RNA of Penicillium canariense, 1239 nucleotides long. Its product is annotated as glycerol-3-phosphate dehydrogenase family protein. The record is from RefSeq and is a predicted model, not a curated record. NCBI's taxonomy places the organism in Eukaryota, Fungi, Ascomycota, Eurotiomycetes, Eurotiales, Aspergillaceae. Gene Ontology annotation, molecular function: glycerol-3-phosphate dehydrogenase [NAD(P)+] activity; NAD binding. Gene Ontology annotation, cellular component: cytosol; nucleus; glycerol-3-phosphate dehydrogenase (FAD) complex. Bases 1 to 1239 code for a protein of 412 amino acids. The transcript is spliced from 3 exons. Gene Ontology annotation, biological process: carbohydrate metabolic process; glycerol-3-phosphate catabolic process.